Arvicola amphibius (Eurasian water vole) is the source of this 4446-nucleotide messenger RNA. RefSeq names its product trafficking protein particle complex subunit 11 (gene Trappc11). The transcript has 30 exons. The coding region runs from base 167 to 3568 and encodes 1133 amino acids. The record is from RefSeq and is a predicted model, not a curated record. NCBI's taxonomy places the organism in Eukaryota, Metazoa, Chordata, Mammalia, Rodentia, Cricetidae.
AGGAAGUCUCGCCUUCUGCCGCCGGCUGCGGGGCUGUCGGAACUCGGUGGCCGCGUUCCGUGUCGCCCCUGCCUGGCUCUCCGGUCCUCUCGGGGCUGGCGGUGACUCGCCGCUGCUGCAGCGGGCCCAGGGCGUGCGGCCUGGACUUUUCUGUGACGUCUUAAGCAUGAGCCCCACACGGUGGGACUUCCCUGUGGAAUUAUGUUGUCGGCCUAUGGCUUUUGUUACACUUACUGGCCUUGAUGUAGUUUAUAAUGCAGUGCAUCGAGCAGUCUGGGAUGCUUUCUGUGCCAAUCGGAGAGCUGAUCGGGUACCAAUUUCUUUCAAGGUGCUCCCAGGUGACCACGAAUAUCCAAAAUGUAGAUCUAAGAGAACGUCAUACGAGUGGUACAUUCCUAAAGGGAUCCUGAAGACCGGCUGGAUGAAUAAGCAUCUGAACCUGGUGCCGGCUCUGGUGGUCGUGUUCUAUGAACUGGACUGGGAUGAGCCUCAGUGGAAAGAAAAGCAGUCUGAGUGUGCGACCAGGGUGGAAAUUGUCAGACAGAGUUUGCAAGGGAGAAACACAAAGGUCGCAGUCGUCCUGAUUCAAAAGAAAGCACCUCUGCCUCCAGGAGAAGACGUCAUUGCCUCAGAGCGGGCUGCAGCUUUGUGCAAUGUGUGUGAACUCUCAGGCAAGUCUUUGUUUGUGUUGCCCCACACGGACCACCUUGUGGGCUACAUCAUAAGGUUAGAAAAUGCGUUUUAUGAACAUGCCCAGACCUAUUACUACACUGAGAUCAGAAGAGUGAAAUCCCAUAAAGAAUUUUUGAAUAAAACAACACACCAGCUCUUGUUUGUUAGGCAUCAGUUCAAAAUUGCUUUCUUCAGUGAGUUGAAACAAGACACACAGAAUGCUCUGAAGAAUUAUAGGACUGCCUAUAACCUUGUACAUGAAUUGAGAGCCCAUGAAACUAAUAUUCUGGAAAUUAAGACGAUGGCAGGAUUUAUAAACUACAAGAUUUGUAGGCUGUGUUUUCAGCACAACACCCCGUUGGAUGCAAUUGCUCAGUUUCGAAAGCACAUUGACUUGUGUAAGAAAAAGAUUGGAAGUGCAGAGCUGGCGUUUGAGCAUGCUGCGUGGAUGUCUAAACAAUUCCAGGCCUUUGGAGAUUUAUUUGAUGAAGCCAUUAAGUUGGGGUUGACAGCUAUUCAGACGCAGAACCCUGGUUUCUACUAUCAGCAGGCAGCUUACUAUGCGCAGGAGCGGAAACAGCACGCCAAAGCCCUCUGUAAUCAUGAUGCCUCUGUGAUGUACCCCAGUCCUGAUCCCUUAGAGACACAAACAGGCGUUCUUGACUUCUAUGGACAGAGACCCUGGAGGCAAGGGAUCCUAAGCUUUGAUCUUUCUGACCCCGACAAAGAGAAAGCGGGCAUUCUCGCCAUUCAGCUGAAGGAAAGAAGUGUUGUCCACUCUGAAAUAGUCAUCACUCUUCUGAGCAACGCUGUCGCACAGUUCAAGAAGUACAAGUGUCCCCGGAUGAAAAGCCACCUCAUGGUUCAAAUGGGAGAGGAGUAUUAUUAUGCCAAGGACUAUACCAAAGCUUUGAAGCUGCUGGAUUACGUCAUGUGUGACUACCGGAGUGAAGGGUGGUGGACUCUGCUCACCUCCAUAUUGACAACAGCUCUGAAGUGUUCCUACCUCAUGGCCCAGUUAAAGGAUUACAUUACUUAUUCUCUAGAGCUCCUCGGAAGAGCUUCAACUCUGAAAGAUGACCAGAAGUCUCGGAUAGAAAAGAACCUUAUGAACGUUUUAAUGAAUGAAAGCCCUGACCCUGAGCCUGACUGUGAUGCCUUAGCCGUGAAGACUGCUCAGAAGCUGUGGGCUGACCGCGUCUCCCUGGCUGGAAGCAAUGUUUUCACAAUAGGCGUACAGGACUUCGUGCCAUUUGUACAAUGCAAAGCCAAGUUUCACGCCCCGAGUUUUCAUGUGGAUGUUCCUGUUCAGUUUGAUGUUUAUCUGAAGGCUGACUGUCCACACCCCAUUAGGUUUUCCAAGCUCUGUGUCAGCUUCAAUAAUCAGGGUUACAACCAGUUCUGUAUACUGGAAGAAGCGUCCAAAGCAAGCGAAGUCUUGGAGAAUCUGACUCAAGGAAAGAUGUGCUUAGUUCCUGGAAAAACGAGGAAAUUGUCGUUCAAAUUUGUUGCAAAAACUGAAGAUGUGGGAAAGAAAAUUGAGAUUACCUCUGUGGAUCUGGUUCUGGGCAGUGAGUCAGGCCGGUGUGUGGUUUUGAGCUGGCAGGGAGGAGGAGGAGAUGCUGCGUCCUCCCAGGAAGCCCUGCAGGCUGCAAGGUCUUUCAAAAGACGACCAAAACUUCCUGACAAUGAGGUUCACUGGGACAGCAUCAUAAUCCAGGCAAGCACAAUGAUCAUUUCGAGAGUCCCAAACAUUUCUGUACAUCUGCGACAUGAGCCUCCUGCCCUAAUGAAUGAGAUGUAUUGUUUGGUUGUAACUGUUCAAUCCCAUGAAAAGUCCCAAAUCAGGGAUGUGAAGCUCACUGCUGGCUUAAAGCCAGGGCAGGAUGCCAACCUAACUCAGAAAACUCAUGUGACUCUUCACGGAGCAGAGCUGUGUGAUGAGUCCUACCCCGCCUUACUCACAGACAUUCCUGUGGGAGACUUACAUCCCGGGGAGCAGCUAGAAAAAACCGUGUAUGUUCGCUGUGGAACAGUGGGCUCCAGAAUGUUCCUUGUGUAUGUUUCUUACCUCAUCAAUACAACUGUUGAAGGAAAAGAAAUUGUUUGCAAGUGUCACAAGGAUGACACCGUAACCAUAGAAACCGUCUUUCCAUUUGAUGUUGCAGUCAGAUUCGUCUCCACAAAGUUUGAGCACCUGGAAAGAGUCUAUGCGGACAUCCCCUUCCUGCUGAUGACGGAUGUUUUAAGUGCCUCACCUUGGGCCCUCACAAUUGUGUCCAGUGAGCUGCAGCUUGCUCCAUCUAUGACUGCAAUGGAUCAUCUGGAGUCCCAAGUGGACAGAGUUGUCUUACAGACAGGAGAGAGCGCCAGUGAGUGCUUUUGUCUUCGCUGCCCGUCUGCUGGGAAUGUGGAAGGUGGCGUGGCAACCGGACAUUACAUUGUCUCUUGGAAGAGGGCCUCAGGCGUGGACAGCAUCCCAGUCAUCAGCACUGUCAUCACGCUGCCGCACGUGAUUGUCGAAAACAUCCCUCUCCACGUGAACGCAGACUUGCCCUCGUUUGGACGCGUCAGAGAGUCGCUACCUGUCAGGUAUCACUUACAGAAUAAGACUGACUUGGUUCAAGAUGUGGAAAUUUCUGUGGAGCCCAGUGAUGCCUUCAUGUUCUCAGGUCUCAAACAGAUUCGAUUACGUAUUCUGCCUGGCACCAAACAGGAAAUGCUGUAUAAUUUCUACCCUCUGAUGGCCGGGUAUCAGCAGCUACCAUCGCUCAACAUCAACUUGCUUAGAUUUCCCAGCUUCACCAACCAGCUGCUCCGGCGUUUUAUACCGACCAGCAUCUUUGUGAAGCCACAGGGGCGACUCCUGGAUGACACCUCCAUUGCUGCUGCAUGAUGCCCAGGCCCAGCCCUCGGUGUUCUGACAGAGGACCCAGCUGCCUAGGAGACCCAGUGUGACUGGUAGCUUUGAUCAUGGUGGAAGUUAAUCUUGCCUAUUUUUUAAUGGCUAUAAUACCAGCUAUUCAGAGAAAGCCAUGCUUAAGGUAUUAAGAAAAUCAUCAUCUCGUAUAGUUUAACUAAUAAACAUUUGCAAUCUGUCAGUGUGAUGUGAGAGGACGUCAGGUCAUUGCUACCGUUAGAAGUCAUGUCAUGGUCAACACGAUGUUUCCACGGGAGGUGACUUGGAUGCCCAGCAUCAGUGGAAACAGAUACCCAGCUGUGAUUGGAGAGAGGAGCGGCAUCACACCUGGCUCUGCUGGAGACAACCCAUCCCAUAAAUUCCCUGUAUGCUUAGCACAGCAAGCAUCACAGUCUGAAUGGUGUACAGACUUCCUGGGCUUUCUGUUGCUGUUCUGUUCUGUUCCAGACAGGGUUUCUCUAUGAGUCCUGGCUGUCCUGGAACUCGCUGGCUCUGUGGCUGUUGAAAGGUGCCAGUUUUUUACUUACCAUCAGAAAGUUUUGAGCUAUUCUCUCAUGUUCAUCAUUUUUAAAACAGGUUUAUAUUUCUUGAAAGGACCUGAUUAUAAACAUCAUUCCUAAACGCAUAAGUUUUUGAGAAUGACUCAAGGUCACAUUAAGAGUUCUCAGUCACUUUACAUAAUUUCAUAAGUGCUAUUUAAAAUAUCUUUAAAUUCAUGUAAAUGAGAAAAUUAUAUGGUGAAUAUUUGCUUUGUAAAAUAUUUUAAUUUAAAACUAAUUUCUUGGAAAACUUUAUUAUGUAGACUGGGCAUAUUGUAAAGGAAAUAGUGAUGUAAAUAAAUAUGUUCUCUUUCA